AUGGGACAUUAUAUAACAUUGGCUACGUGUAACCUUAACCAGUGGGCAUUAGACUUUGAAGGUAAUAGAGAUCGUAUUAUUGCCAGUGUCAUUGAAGCCAAAAAAUUAGGUGCUAAACUCAGAGUUGGACCUGAAUUGGAAAUUUGUGGAUAUGGAUGUUUAGACCAUUUCUUAGAAAAUGAUUUAUAUGAUCAUUCAUGGGAAAUGUAUGGUCAAAUAUUGACCAACCCAAACACUCAGGAUAUUUUGCUUGAUAUUGGUAUGCCAAUUAUACACAAAUCGAUCAAGUAUAAUUGUCGUUUACUCUCAUACAAUGGGAAGAUAUUAUUAAUUAGACCAAAGCUUUACUUGGCGAACGACGGUAAUUAUAGAGAAAUGAGAUAUUUUACUCCUUGGAAUAGGCCUAGAUACCAUGAAUCAUUCCAAUUACCUAAAAGCAUUGCUAGUGUUACGGGACAAGCUAACGUGAUUUUCGGGGAUUGUGUUAUACAAACGUUGGAAACCACUUUAGGAGCUGAAACUUGUGAAGAGUUGUUCACUCCCCAAUCUCCUCAUAUUGCUAUGGCGUUAGAUGGGGUUGAAAUCUUCACCAACUCAUCAGGAUCACAUCAUGAAUUGAGAAAGUUGGAUACUAGAUUGCAAUUGAUCACAGGGGCUACUAAAAAAUGUGGUGGUGUUUACUUGUAUGCUAACCAAAAGGGCUGUGAUGGUGAUAGAUUAUACUACGAUGGUUGUGCUUGUAUCAUUGUCAAUGGUAAGGUAGUAGCUCAAGCAUCCCAGUUUUCCCUUAGUGACGUUGAGGUUGUUUCUGCCACGAUCGAUCUAGAUGAUGUUAGAUCUUACCGUAAUCAAAAGCUGGCUGCAUACCAAUCUGUUUCUCUGACGGAAUCAACUGCUUACCAUCAUGUUCCUACUGACAUCGAAUUAUCCCCAAAUAGUAAUGUUUUCAAUCCAAAUGUAAAGCCUUCUCCUUACAUCGAUAUCAGAUACCACUUACCGGAAGAAGAAAUUGCAUUAGGACCUGCUUGCUGGUUGUGGGAUUACUUGAGAAGAUCCAAAUGUGCCGGAUAUUUCUUGCCUUUGAGUGGAGGUAUUGAUUCUUGUGCUACUGCGGUUAUUGUUCAUCUGAUGUGUAGAUUAGUGGUUAGUGCUUGUCAUAACGGCGACAAGCAGGUUAUUUCUGAUAUUCAGUCUUUAACUCACGAUCCAGAAUUUGUCCCUGAAACACCGCAAGAGGUUGCUAGUAAGUUAUUUUAUACCAGUUUCAUGGGUACUGAAAAUUCUUCGAAAGAAACUAGAUCGAGAGCCAAGGAACUCUCCGAAAAACUUGGUUCUCAUCAUAUAGAUAUGAACAUGGACUCUUUAGUGAGCGCUGUUGUGUCCGUUUUUGAAGUCGCAACUGGUAAAAAGCCUAUAUUUAAGAUAUUUGGAGGUUCACAGACGGAGAAUUUAGCUUUACAAAAUAUUCAAGCUAGGUUACGUAUGGUCUUGAGUUAUCUUUUUGCCCAAUUAUUGCCAUGGACUAGAAACAUUCCAGGUGGUUUGUUGGUUUUAGGAAGUGCCAAUGUUGACGAGUGUAUAAGAGGCUACUUGACUAAAUAUGAUUGCUCCAGUGCAGAUAUAAACCCAAUUGGUGGAAUCUCUAAGACAGAUUUGAAGAAAUUUAUAGAUUGGGCUGAUAAGAAUUUCGAAUUGCCUAUAUUACAUGACUUCUUAACUGCAACCCCAACAGCAGAAUUAGAACCAAUAACCCAUAACUAUGUACAAAGUGAUGAGGUUGACAUGGGAAUGACUUAUGAUGAAUUGUCCAGAUUUGGUAGAUUGCGUAAGGUCGAUAAAUGUGGUCCUAUGGCCAUGUUUAUUAAGUUGUAUCAUGAGUGGUCUCAGCCUCCGCUUAAUUUGACUGCUGAACAGGUCGCAGAAAAGGUUAAGAAAUUUUGGUUUUUCUAUGCCAUUAACAGACAUAAAAUGACUACGAUGACUCCUUCCUAUCAUGCGGAGCAAUAUUCUCCUGAUGAUAAUAGAUUCGAUUUAAGACCAUUUUUAAUUAAUCCUAGAUUUCCAUGGUCGAGUAAGAAAAUUGAUGAAGCAGUCAAUAUUAUCAACCAAAGGUCUGAGGAAAUUAAGAAAGCCAACUUAAGUGUUGAUUAA
Molecule: messenger RNA, 2151 nt
Organism: Debaryomyces fabryi
Lineage: Eukaryota; Fungi; Ascomycota; Pichiomycetes; Serinales; Debaryomycetaceae
Product: glutamine-dependent NAD(+) synthetase
Exons: 1
Coding region: 1-2151 (716 amino acids)
Biological process (GO): NAD+ biosynthetic process
Cellular component (GO): cytoplasm
Molecular function (GO): glutaminase activity; ATP binding; NAD+ synthase (glutamine-hydrolyzing) activity
Source: RefSeq, a predicted model, not a curated record